This is a messenger RNA of Fusarium sp. VM40, 1029 nucleotides long. The record is from the annotation of a GenBank genome assembly. NCBI's taxonomy places the organism in Eukaryota, Fungi, Ascomycota, Sordariomycetes, Hypocreales, Nectriaceae.
AUGUCCAAAACAAAGGCUGUACAACUAGUCUAUCACGAAGAUGGCAAAUCGAGUCCUGAGCUCGUGGAGAAAUCUCUUCGAAGCCUGGGUCGACAUGAUGUGAUGAUUCGCGUAGAGGCAGCUUCGCUAAACUACAGCGAUAUGGCAUUGCUCAGGGGCGAGUAUCCUAUGGCGACCAAGGAGCGUGUCGUUCCCCUGUCCGAUGGAGCCGGCGAAGUCAUCGCGGUGGGUCAAGACGUCAAACGCGUCAAGGCUGGUGACCGUGUCGCAGUGGCUUGCACCACGGAUUGGAUUGGCGGUCAAUUCGUGGAAGAGUACAGGCACAGCAGUGUUGGCUUCAAUGUGGAUGGGUUGCUGUCCCAGCAUGCAAUCUUCCCCGACAUUGCACUUGUUCAUAUUCCGGAUUACUUGUCUUAUAUCGAAGCGGCCUCGCUCCCGUGCGCAGCUGUCACCGCUUGGAACUGUCUGAAUAAGAUCGAGCCUCUUCAACCAGGCCAGACUAUUUUGAUCCAGGGUACCGGCGGAGUUUCUUUAUUUGCACUCCAGUUUGCCAAGAUCUUCAAUGUUCGUGUUCUGGCCAUCACAUCGUCCGACGAGAAAGCCGCAAAACUCAAGGAAUUGGGUGCUGAUGCUGUCAUCAACUACAGUACCCAUCCCGAUUGGGAUCGCGAAGUCAUGGCUCUGACAGAUGGAAAAGGAAUUGACAGGGUCCUUGACAUUGCUGGAGAGAAGACCAUUGUAAAAUCUGCAGCAUCGACAAAGGUGACUGGCGUGGUGGUCAUAAUUGGGUUUGCGAGUGGUUUUGGUGGAGGUCUCCCACCAAUUGACAUUCUUUCUCGAUCUCUCACAGUGACGGGCUCGACCAUCGGUCCUCGGACUGAUUUCGAAGCCAUGCUCAAGGCAAUGGCGCAGUCGAAGGUCAAGCCUGUUAUUGAUCAAGUUUUCCCUUUCGCGGAUUAUCGCAAGGCUUACGAGAGGCUUGAGAGUGGAAAGCACGUUGGUAAGGUGGUAAUCAAGAUCUCCGAUUAG